AUGACCAUCUACACUAACACCACUCCCUCUCCCUCUAUCAACAUUCCAUUUACCUCCACUCCAUAUACUGCCACACCAUCUUCCACAACCCACACAACCACCACUCCCUCUAUCACCACUCCAUUUACACCACUCUAUCUUCCAUCCGUCCAUCUUCAACCACUCCAUCUACCACCGCUCCAUCUACCACCACUCCAUCUUCCAUCCCUCCAUCUACCACCACUCCAUCUUCCAACACUCCAUCUACCACCACUCAAUCUACCACCUCUCCAUCUUCCACCACUCCAUCUACCACCACUCCAUCUACCAACACUCCAUCUACCACCACUCCAUUUACCACCACUCCAUCUACCACCACUCCAUCUUCCAUCCCUCCAUCUACCAGCACUCCAUCUACCACCACUCCAUCUACCACCACUCCAUCUUCCACAACUCCAUCUACCACCACUUCAUCUACCACCACGCCAUCUUCCACCACAUCUACUCAUCUACUACCACUCCAUCUUCCAUCUACCACCAUGCCAUCUUCCACCACUCCAUCUUCCAUCUACUACCACUCCAUCUUCCAUCUACCACCAUGCCAUCUUCCACCACUCCAUCUACUACCACUCCAUCUUCCACCACUCCAUCUUCCACCUCUCCAUCUUCCACCACUCCACCUUCCAUCUACUACCACUCCAUCUUCCAUCUACUACCACUCCAUCUUCCACCACUCCAUCUUUUAUCCCUCCAUCUAGUACCACUCCAUCUUUCAACCCUCCAUCUACCAAUACUCCAUCUACUGCUACUCCCACUACCACCACUCCCACUAUCACCACUCCCACUACCGCCACCCCCACUACUGUUACCCCUCACUCCCAGGUGAGGUGUACUCACCUACAUGCCCUCACAUAG
This is a messenger RNA of Procambarus clarkii (red swamp crayfish), 894 nucleotides long. The record is from RefSeq and is a predicted model, not a curated record. Lineage: Eukaryota; Metazoa; Arthropoda; Malacostraca; Decapoda; Cambaridae.